UAUGAUCAUACACUAAAUGAUCAUUCACUGCCACGCACUCUCUCUCUCGAUCCGAACACGGCGACCUCACUUGAUCAAAACAAGCUUUAAGGCCAUAAACUCAGUUACUCUGCGACAAGACCGUUUCCCCCCUGAACCAUGUCUUCCUUCGACUCCUUCCCCAACGACAACGAAUCCCACGACCCCCACAGCCACUCCCCCGCCGGCCAGCCCUUCGACGACGAUGCUUACAUGGCUCACGACCCCGACCUUCCUUCUCAUAACUACGACUCGUCGUUCAACCCUCCCACCCACCACCACGACUUCUCCCCCGCUGCCAUCGACCCUCCCCUUCCCCUCCAUUCUGAUUUCCAGGACAACGUUGUUCUCCCCGGUGGCGACGACCACCACAAUAUUGAUCAGCAGCAGCAGUCCCCCGAGGUGUACGGCUUCGGCAUUUCCACCCCUAACCGGGAAUUCGUGUCACCUUUUGAUUCGGCGGUGCCCGAGGAAAAUGGCGUCGUGGGUGGCGAUGGCGGCAUUGGUGAUGAUGACGGGGGCAUUUUCGCCUCCAGUGAGCCGGUACUGCCUCCGCCCGAGGAGAUGCGGGAGGAAGGCUUUGCUCGCCGUGAGUGGCGUCGCCUAAAUGUCAUUCAUCUAGAGGAAAAGGAAAAAAGGGAAAGGGAGAUGCGGAACCAGAUUAUCGAGGAAGCUGAAGAAUUUAAGCGGGCCUUCUAUGAGAAACGGAAGCUCAAUUGUGAAACUAACAAAGCUCACAACAGAGAAAGGGAGAAGCUGUACCUGGCCAACCAAGAGAAGUUCCACAAAGAAGCUGACAAACAUUACUGGAAAGCAAUAGCGGAGCUGAUUCCUCGUGAGGUUCCUAAUAUUGAGAAGAAGAGAGGGAAGAAGGAUCCAGACAAGAAGCCCUCAAUUGUUGUCAUCCAGGGCCCAAAACCUGGUAAACCGACUGAUCUUUCAAGGAUGCGGCAGAUUUUCCUGAACCUGAAACAGAACCCACCGCCACACAUGAUGCCACCCCCACCUUCCAAAGAUGGUAAGGAUGCAAAGGGAGAAAAAGAUGGAAAGGAGUCAAAGGAUGGCAAUGAUACAAAAGAUGCAAAGGGAGGAAAGGACGCAAAGGACGCCAAGGAAGGAAUAAUGGACGCAAAGGAUGCCAAGGAAGGAGGAAAUGAUGCGAAGGAUGCCAAGGAAGGAGGAAAGGAAGCAAAGGAAGGAAAGGAUGCGAAGAAUGGAAAAAUUAAUUCACCAACCGCAGCUGGAGCUGCAGCUGCAAGCGCACCUGUUUCACCUGCCAAAGAUGUUACUGCCAAUGGUACUCCCGGCUCAUCAAACCAGAGGCUUCAGCUGAACCAGAGGGUGAGCAACAUUUGGAAACCACGCCAACUCCUGCGGAGUAAUGACCCUUCAUUUUAUUUUUUUUCUUUUUUUACGUUAUCUUUGAUUCUAUUACUUAGAAAUUUACUACGAAGAAUAAACAAAAUCAUUUGUCAAUGA
This is a messenger RNA of Pyrus x bretschneideri (Chinese white pear), 1497 nucleotides long. RefSeq names its product clathrin light chain 1-like. Lineage: Eukaryota; Viridiplantae; Streptophyta; Magnoliopsida; Rosales; Rosaceae. The record is from RefSeq and is a predicted model, not a curated record. Gene Ontology annotation, cellular component: plasma membrane; clathrin coat of coated pit; clathrin coat of trans-Golgi network vesicle. Gene Ontology annotation, biological process: intracellular protein transport; clathrin-dependent endocytosis; clathrin coat assembly. Gene Ontology annotation, molecular function: structural molecule activity; clathrin heavy chain binding.